Messenger RNA from Radiomyces spectabilis, 765 nucleotides. RefSeq lists its product as uncharacterized. Bases 1 to 765 code for a protein of 254 amino acids. Lineage: Eukaryota; Fungi; Mucoromycota; Mucoromycetes; Mucorales; Radiomycetaceae. The record is from RefSeq and is a predicted model, not a curated record. Gene Ontology annotation, cellular component: endoplasmic reticulum. The transcript has 2 exons. Gene Ontology annotation, biological process: lipid homeostasis.
AUGCAUAAACUCACUCUCGGACAAUUAUUUGUUCAACCUGUCAUUCCCAUUUCAUUCAUAUUGAGUUUUUCAACUCUGAUUGCCUUUUUCUUUUACUGUAUUCGAUCCGGCCGCGCCAAAAACGAGAAACAGGUCAGCUGGUUGCUCACGUUUGCUAGCAGUUUCGUUUGCACUUUCGCGUCGAUUCCCUACUUUUGGCGAUUUUGGUACUCAGGAUGGGAUAUGCGAUACGUUCAGGGCCAAACCAACUUUGAUAUGGCUCUGGUGUGCUUCUUUAUCAGCUACCUCGUAUUGGAUCUUUCAUUGGGUUCCCUCUAUUACAAAAACCGCAUUACAGUGGCUACCGGCUAUGUCCAUCAUACUCUCUAUGUUAUCAUUUUAUUCUGGCUCAUGCGACAGCGUUCGGCUUCCUUCUUUGUCGUCAAUUCUCUACUGGAAUUACCGACACUCAUCCUGGCAGUAGGAUCCCUGAAGCAGAAAUGGCGAUGUGAUUUCCUGUUUGCGUUCACCUUUUUCUUACUACGACUCGUAUUCCACGGCUGGAUGAUAUUUGCUCUCAAGGAUUCCCAUCGCAUCGACAAACUUUGGAUGGUCGCCGUAUGCAUGUAUCCUCUUCAUCUGUAUUGGUUUUAUGGCAUCAUUCGUCAACAGAUCCGUGUUCAUGCGAAAUCAAUCAAAUGGAUCCUGGGAGCCGCCGAUGGGGCCAAGCACACAUUAGAAAAGCGACCCAAGCAUAAUUUCCUCGAUAAAAUCAUGUCCAUCUAA